AUGUGCAAGCACAUCCUCAACGCCCAAGUCUCCAUCCGCUCCCCCUGCUGCAAGAAGUGGUUUGACUGCGCAGAAUGCCAUGCCGAGCAGACCAACCACGCGCUCAUGCAGACGUUUGACAUGACCUUCAUCUGCAAAAAGUGCAAAAAGGCCUUUCGCAAAGACGCGCGCGAGUUCGAGGAUGCCGACGAGUACUGUCCCCACUGCGACAACCACUUUGUCCUCGAGGCCAAGACCCCAAAGGCCUCGCUGCAGGUAGAGGGCGAAGACGUGCGCAAAGACUCCCGGUAUGCCGCCACCCCGCCAGCCCACCACGGCACUGCAGUAUCCUAUCUAACCACGCCCGCCCGCAGAAUGCUCAAGGACGACCGUGUGCGCAGCGAGCAGCUCCCCAGCAUCUCCGACGUCAAGGAAGCCUCGUACAAGCUCGGCUGA
Molecule: messenger RNA, 435 nt
Organism: Exserohilum turcica Et28A
Lineage: Eukaryota; Fungi; Ascomycota; Dothideomycetes; Pleosporales; Pleosporaceae
Exons: 4
Coding region: 1-435 (144 amino acids)
Biological process (GO): protein import into mitochondrial intermembrane space
Cellular component (GO): mitochondrial intermembrane space
Molecular function (GO): zinc ion binding
Source: RefSeq, a predicted model, not a curated record